AUGGUUGAUCGAGAAGAACUCCACGCCGAAAACGGAUACCUAACAGUUCAACCCGACUCGAGACUGGUCUCAAUGAACACGGUGAUGAGCAAUGGUGAGCCCAAACUUUUCUCAUCUUUAACCUCGCUAUUAAUGGCCACAACUUUUCCCUUGUAAAGCUCUAAUCCUGAAACUAAUCCCUCAUUGACGCCCACACUUAUUUCUGGAGGGACCUUGAAGUUUGAAGGACUAAAAACCGUCUAUUUUUGAACCUCUAACGCUAAUCUUCUAAUUGCCAAAACGCAGGAACAAAAAAUGGGAAAUCGAAUGUAAAUGCAGCGAGAUAGAGCCGAAGAUUAACUUUAAUUUUGGUUUCCUCACAUCACCGCAAUUUUUGCAGGAUUCGCCACGAUCGAGGAGGGACAAGUGAACCAUAAUCGGAUCCAAUUCCGAUUAGUCGACAUUGGAAGACUCAGCUUCUCGCGGGAUCUUCCCGUUCAUGAUGUAAGUCGAGUUUAGAGACAACAAUUCAAUUGAAUUUUGCUAAUUAAAAGUGAUGAAAAAGCGAUGAAACAAGCAAACUAAAGACCAAAACUUUAGCUUAUCCGAGAGUGGACUUUGUUGGAUUCGAGGACAAUGGAAAGUCGAUUGGACAUGCAGACAUUAACACAUGGCAUGCGCGAGCACACAACGAUCACUUAUACCAAAGUAUUCCCUUGA
This is a messenger RNA of Bursaphelenchus xylophilus (pine wood nematode), 699 nucleotides long. The record is from the annotation of a GenBank genome assembly. NCBI's taxonomy places the organism in Eukaryota, Metazoa, Nematoda, Chromadorea, Rhabditida, Aphelenchoididae.